This is a messenger RNA of Dichotomopilus funicola, 1317 nucleotides long. RefSeq names its product P-loop containing nucleoside triphosphate hydrolase protein. Bases 1 to 1317 code for a protein of 438 amino acids. The transcript is spliced from 3 exons. The record is from RefSeq and is a predicted model, not a curated record. Lineage: Eukaryota; Fungi; Ascomycota; Sordariomycetes; Sordariales; Chaetomiaceae. Gene Ontology annotation, biological process: vacuole organization; endosomal transport. Gene Ontology annotation, molecular function: ATP binding; ATP hydrolysis activity.
AUGUCGAAUACCGACUUUCUCGACCGCGCAAUCAAACAGGUCCGUUUGGCCAUUGACGCCGACAAUGCCGCCCAAUAUGACAAGGCGUACCAACUCUACUACCAAUCUCUCGAGCUGUUCAUGCUGGCGCUCAAAUGGGAGAAGAACCCCAAGUCAAAGGAGAUGAUCCGCGCGAAGACGGGCGAGUACAUGGACCGCGCGGAGAAGCUGAAGGCACACCUAUCGGACGCCGAGGCCAAACGGAAAAAGCCCGGCAUGGUGGGAGUUAAUGGCACAUCAACGGGUGGUACAGGCAAGGGCAAGGAGUCUGGAGAAGAUGGUGCUGAGGGCUUGGAUGAGGACAGCAAGAAGCUGCGUAACGCUCUGGCUGGGGCUAUCCUUCAAGAGCGGCCGAAUGUGAGCUGGGACGAUGUCGCUGGGUUGGAGGGUGCAAAAGACGCGCUGAAAGAGGCUGUUUUGUUGCCGAUAAAGUUCCCACAUUUGUUCCAAGGGAAGAGGCAACCGUGGAAGGGAAUUUUGCUGUAUGGGCCGCCAGGAACGGGUAAGAGUUACCUGGCGAAGGCGGUCGCCACGGAAGCGAACAGUACAUUUUUUAGCGUGAGCAGUUCGGAUUUGGUGAGCAAGUGGAUGGGUGAGAGUGAAAGGCUAGUUCGGCAACUAUUCGCGAUGGCACGGGAGAACAAACCCGCUAUCAUCUUCAUCGACGAGAUCGACGCCCUGUGCGGUCCCCGUGGCGAAGGCGAGUCCGAAGCCUCCCGUCGGAUUAAAACGGAAAUGCUGGUUCAGAUGGAUGGUGUCGGGAAAGAUUCCAAGGGCGUCCUGAUUCUUGGAGCUACGAAUAUCCCUUGGCAACUUGACGCCGCCAUCCGUCGUCGAUUCCAACGGCGUGUCCAUAUUAGUUUGCCCGACCUGGCCGCACGAACCACGAUGUUCAAGCUAGCAGUGGGCGACACGAACACUGCGCUGAAGUCGGAGGACUUCCGGGAACUGGCAAAAGCGGCAGAAGGGUACUCGGGAUCCGAUGUCAGUAUCGUGGUGCAAGACGCGUUGAUGCAGCCUGUGAGGAAAAUUCAGCAAGCAACGCAUUUCAAAAAGGUUGAUCUCGAUGGUCAGAGAAAAUACACCCCCUGUUCACCAGGCGACCCAGAGGCGGAGGAGAUGACAUGGGAGAAGGUGGCAUCCGAGGAGUUGCUUGAGCCAUUGGUCGAGAAGAAGGACUUCAUCAGAGCUAUCAAGGCUAGUCGGCCGACGGUGUCACAAGAGGAUUUGUCGAGGAACGAGGACUGGACUAAGGAGUUUGGCAGCGAAGGAGCGUAA